Molecule: messenger RNA, 1941 nt
Organism: Xenopus laevis (African clawed frog)
Lineage: Eukaryota; Metazoa; Chordata; Amphibia; Anura; Pipidae
Product: inosine-uridine preferring nucleoside hydrolase
Exons: 6
Coding region: 182-1141 (319 amino acids)
Source: RefSeq, a predicted model, not a curated record
CCCACCUCAAAUUCCAACUAGUCUGCUCACUGGAGCAAUUCCGCCUUCCCUCUGUCUCUCCCUCUCUCUCUCUAUCCCUCUCUCUCAACUGCAGCGCUGCGGGAAGCUGGGCAAGUUCUGACAAGAGAAGAGCAAAUCCUUGCGCUCCGUGAGUAACCGGGCCGCUGUUUUAUGUAGAAUUAUGGCAAAAAAGUUGCUCCUCAUUGAUGUGGAUUGUGGAGUCGAUGAUGCACAGGCCCUGAUGGUAGCUUUGGCAGCCCCGAAUGUGGAGAUUCUUGGCAUCACUUGUUGUCAUGGGAACUCAACCAUAGAAAACAUCUGCCAAAAUGUAUUGCGUGUCUUGCACGUCUGUGAUAGAAUGGAGAUCCCUGUAUAUAAGGGGGCAAGUAGGCCUUUGCUAGGAAACUCCUUGCAUGCAGAAGGGUACCAUGGUAUAGAUGGCUUGGGGGACGUACCUGAUCCAAAUGCUCCUGGCCUUGACCUGCUUCAAAAGGAGCAUGCCGUUUUGGCAUUACUAAGGAUAGCCAGUGAACAUGCUGGUCAGGUAUCACUGGUAGCAACAGGUCCAUUGACUAAUUUGGCUUUAGCUGUGAACAUGGACCCAACCUUUCCAAAGAAGAUCAAGAAUCUUUUUAUCAUGGGCGGCAACAUGGAGUCUAGAGGAAACGUCACUGUUUGCGGAGAAUUUAAUUUUGCAUGUGACCCAGAAUCAGCCUGUGUUGUCCUGGAUGCCUUUGAUUGUCCUACUUACAUUGCCACCUGGGAAUUCACUUGCCAGAACUACCUUCCUUGGAAGUUCCAUGAUAAGUGGAUAAUUCAACACACAAGAAAGUCUGAGUUUAUGAGGAAGAUCUCGGCUCAUUCUAUGAAGUACACUGAAGAAUGCAAUAGUGAUCCUGGGAUGGACUGGACCAUGGGGUUUGUGUCUUGUGAUUCCUAUGCCAUGGCUGCUGCUAUUGAUGAGAGUUUUGUCACUGGUUCCAUACAUUGUGGCGUCAGUGUGGAGCUGAGUGGGACUCUGACCCGUGGGAUGAUGGUACUGGAUACGACAGACAAGCUAAAGAAGAAGAACAAAGCCUUUGUCUUAACAAAAUGUGACCUGGAAAGAUUUAAAUGCCUAAUGAUGGCAGCAUUAAAGUAGUUAUAUAUGCCGAUUCUAGGGCUGCUUCCACCUGAGGCAGCAGCCCAGACGCCGCCCCCCUCCUCUCCCGCUCCGAGCUUAAAAAUUUGCGUUGGAGCGGGUCUAAGGGGGCAGUAUCGCUAGUGCAGUAAGCACAAUGGCGCUCUCUGCACUAGCGUAGCCGAAUUUCCGGGUUAAAAUCCAGAAGUUCGGCUCUUAAAGUUACAAGGGACAGCUUUUUGCCGCCCCUUGUAACUGCCCGCUCGCUGCCGCCUCAGGCAAGGGUCUCACCUUGCCUCAUGGCAGAAGCGGCCCUGAAUAAAUGUCCUUUCCUGAAACUGCAUAAAAAGCACAGUAUGGUACGAUUUUGGGAUGGGCUAGAGUGUAAUGCUGUUUUACUAUUAAUGGUACUUAUUACUGAUUUUGUACUUUACAUCUUGUAAGACAUCUUAGAAUCUUUUUUUUAUUAUUAUUCUGAUGCUACAUGUGUUGUUGGUGCUACCAAAGGCAAUAAUAACAUUAUAGAUGUAGUUAAUGUAGAACCAAGCAUCAGGGAGCCAUGCCCUGACAAAUCAGGGCAUUCAUUUAAUAAGCAACGGUAAGUCUCCAACCUAUUAAGGAAUAUCGGAUGAAUCAGAGCAGAUAACUUUUAUAUUCUUGAAAUCAGUAUAUUCUGCUUCUUUUUGAUUGGCCAGAAAAGACUUACAUAAUGUAUGAUUCUCAGAACUUUGUCAUAAAAACACUACUCAUUCUGUUUACUACCCCAAUGGAUAUUUACCUAACCUAAUAAAGAAUGCUGAAUUAUGGGGUUAUUUAUUAAA